Messenger RNA from Pseudophryne corroboree (corroboree frog), 3374 nucleotides. It is a transcript of the gene UNC93B1, whose product is annotated as unc-93 homolog B1, TLR signaling regulator. Gene Ontology annotation, cellular component: lysosome; endosome. Gene Ontology annotation, biological process: toll-like receptor 3 signaling pathway; toll-like receptor 7 signaling pathway; toll-like receptor 9 signaling pathway. Lineage: Eukaryota; Metazoa; Chordata; Amphibia; Anura; Myobatrachidae. The record is from RefSeq and is a predicted model, not a curated record. The transcript has 11 exons. Gene Ontology annotation, molecular function: Toll-like receptor binding. The coding region runs from base 104 to 1801 and encodes 565 amino acids.
CUAGGCAACGGACGGCGCGGAGGUGAUCAUGUCAUAGCCGGCGGACGGAGACGCGGCGCUCGACUCACCGUGUGCUGGUGGCAGUAAUUCCUACCUACUUAAGAUGGAAGAGUUUUUUGGUGACAAUGGAGAUUAUGACGAGGAAGCAGAGGAGAAGAGAUACUAUAGGCGAAAGAGACUCCUAACGGUGAAGAGCGUAAUAUCCGCAAGCCUGGGCGCAGCCAUAACAUAUGGGGUGUAUCUGGGCCUCCUCCAGAUGCAGCUGAUUUUACAUUAUGAUGAGACUUACAGAGAUGUGAAGUACGGUAACAUGGGACUGCAGGACAUCGAUAACAAGAUGCUGAUGGGCAUCAAUGUAACUCCAAUCGUUGCCCUGCUGUAUACUCCUGUUCUCAUCAGGUUCUUUGGCACAAAGUGGAUGCUGUUCCUCUCCUCUGGGAUCUACGCUUUAUUUGUCUCCACAAACUACUGGGAAAGAUACUACACACUUGUCCCUUCAGCCACUGUCAUCGGGGUCAUGAUUGUUCCCUUUUGGGCAUCGAUAGGCAACUACAUUACCAGGAUGGCUCAGAAGUAUUACGAGUUUGUAAAUUAUAAGGAGGAAAAUGUACGGGAACAUCGCAGGGUUCCCCGAGGAGCCAGCCACAGAUACAUCAUCAUCUUCCAGUGCAUCUUCUACUCCUUCUUCCAUAUGAGCUUUGUCCUCUCCCAGUUUCCGAUGUACUUCUUCCUCAACAAGUUCCUGUAUUCCUAUAACCACACGCUGUGUAACGUGCAACAGUGCGGUGCCUCAAUACAGCACGGGAUCCUCCCAGGGUUCAACGUGACUGUCCUCCACUCUCUACCUCCAAGCCUGAGCCUCAUCUAUGUGGAAAGUGCACUCAUGGGGGCAGCGCUGCUUUCCAUGCUGCUGAUUCUGGUCCUCUGUGGUUCUGCCUAUCGGCCCACUGAGGAGAUUGACCUGCGUAGUAUUGGCUGGGGUAACAUCUUCCAGCUACCCUUCAAGCAUGCCAGGGACUACCGCCUGCGCUGUUUGGCUCCCUACUUCCUGUAUAGCGGCUUUGAAGUGCUGUUUGCUUGCUCAGGAUUUGCCCUGUGCUAUGGAGUGUGCUCUCUGGGUCUAGAGAAGCUCCCGUAUCUCAUAACAGCCUACGGCCUGUCGGCUUCUAUCUUUUCGUGGCUUGGUCUCAGUUUUCUCCGCCUGCCGCGCCAGGUCCCGAUAGCAGGCGGGGCUGUACUGCAUGCUUGCAUCCUGAUUGGUCUGUUUUUCUGGAGUCCGAAACCCAAAGAACAAUCGCAGAGUUCUGUGUUGUACCUGGUGGCUGUGCUGUGGGGGAUGGGCACCGCCCUGAACAAGACCGGUCUCAGCAUUAUUAUAGGCAUGUUUUAUGAGGACAAAGAACGUCAAGACUUUGUUUUUACCAUAUACCAUUGGAUGCAAGCAAUCGCUAUAUUUAUUGUAUAUCUAUGGUCUGGAUUGCACAUGAUGGCCAAACUGGGGAUCAUGCUGGCCUCUGCUCUGAUCUCUGUCCUCUCCUAUCUAUGGAUGGAGCACAAGAUCAGCUGCAAGGUGCCGCCCCGCGUUCCCAAGAUCCCAGCACCGCGCCACAAGGUGAAAGGUUACCGCUACCUGGAAGAAGACAACUCUGAUGAGUCUGACUCUGAAGGAGAUGAAAGUGAUAAAGAAGAAAGUGAGAAAUCAGGAAGCGAGGAGGAAGAUAAUGAGAGAGAGCUGCCGGUCCGGGAGCGGAGGCGGCUCAAGCAGCAUAUGGUCUAUGAGCAGGCAGUGGAGGAGGAGUGAUGUAGGCUGACCUGGCCACACAGUCUGUAUAGUCUCCUCCUUCCAUCAGUUCCGUGGCUACAAUUCGUUGUAUUUUACACCUGUGGUCUCAGCUUUGCUCUUGUACAGUCCAGGUUUUGUGACCAAUCGUCAGCACAUCAGGGUUUAUUUGUAACUCAGUCAUUUGCUGACUGUUUGCUGAAACCUGCACUUGAGAUUAGGCAUAGUAAACAUGGGCCCAGACACUGCACUGCAUAUACCUAUUCCUCUGAAGACCCCUAACACAGCUGCCUGAGCUCUAUGUGGUGAAUAAAGCUACCUAUGAAGUCAGUGCUUUUGUACAUAUAAGGGAUUAUAGCAAUAAAACCACUAGUCUCUAACUGUAUAAAUUAAUUUUCAUUAGAAAUAGAACCGUCACCACUGACUGUUAUAUAGUGUGCAUGAAGGCUUUUCUAGUUUAUAUACAUGGUUAUAGUCUUUCCUGCAUAAAACAAACCAAAAAAUAAAACAGCUGUCAAACUAGCUGUUCACCAUAAACUCCAAUGGAUCAGUGCCCCUAGUGGUCAAUCAUCCAAAGGAUCAGUGCCCCUAGUGGUCAAUCAUCCAAAGGAACAGUGCCUCUAGUGGUCAAUCAUCCAAUCGAACAGUGGCCCUAGUGGUCAAUCAUCCAAAGGAACAGUGCCUCUAGUGGUCAAUCAUCCAAUCGAACAGUGGCCCUAGUGGUUAAUCAUCCAAAGGAACAGUGCCUCUAGUGGUCAAUCAUCCAAUCGAACAGUGGCCCUAGUGGUCAAUCAUCCAAAGGAACAGUGCUCCUAGUGGUCAAUCAUCCAAAAGAACAGUGCCCCUAGUGGUUAAUCAUCCAAAGGAACAGUGCCCCUAGUGGUCAAUCAUCCAAAAUAACAGUGCCCCUAGUGGUCAAUCAUCCAAUGGAACAGUGCCUCUAGUGGUCAAUCAUCCAAAAGAACACUGUCCGUAGUGGUCAAUCAUCCAAAGGAACAGUGCCCCUAGUGGUCAAUCAUCCAAAGGAACAGUGCCUCUAGUGGUCAAUCAUCCAAAAUAACAGUGCCCCUAGUGGUCAAUCAUCCAAAGGAACAGUGCCUCUAGUGGUCAAUCAUCCAAAAUAACAGUGCCCCUAGUGGUCAAUCAUCCAAAGGAACAGUGCCUCUAGUGGUCAAUCAUCCAAAAUAACAGUGCCCCUAGUGGUCAAUCAUCCAAUCGAACAGUGGCCCUAGUGGUCAAUCAUCCAAAGGAACAGUGCCUCUAGUGGUCAAUCAUCCAAUCGAACAGUGGCCCUAGUGGUUAAUCAUCCAAAGGAACAGUGCCUCUAGUGGUCAAUCAUCCAAUCGAACAGUGGCCCUAGUGGUUAAUCAUCCAAAGGAACAGUGCCUCUAGUGGUCAAUCAUCCAAUCGAACAGUGGCCCUAGUGGUCAAUCAUCCAAAGGAACAGUGCCUCUAGUGGUCAAUCAUCCAAAAGAACACUGUCCCUAGUGGUCAAUCAUCCAAAGGAACAGUGCCCCUAGUGGUCAAUCAUCCAAAGGAACAGUGCCUCUAGUGGUCAAUCAUCCAAAAUAACAGUGCCCCUAGUGGUCAAUCA